This is a messenger RNA of Micropterus salmoides (largemouth bass), 1454 nucleotides long. RefSeq names its product acid phosphatase 5a, tartrate resistant (gene acp5a). Bases 16 to 1140 code for a protein of 374 amino acids. The record is from RefSeq and is a predicted model, not a curated record. Gene Ontology annotation, biological process: bone resorption. NCBI's taxonomy places the organism in Eukaryota, Metazoa, Chordata, Actinopteri, Centrarchiformes, Centrarchidae. The transcript has 6 exons. Gene Ontology annotation, molecular function: acid phosphatase activity; ferric iron binding; ferrous iron binding.
GCACUGUGUCCCUGCAUGGGCUGGUCCUCCUGCAGCCUCUCCUCCGGGAAUGCUGAUAAAAGGUGGGCAGGAAGAACGCUGCAAGGACGGAGAGUGUCCCACCAGGUCGUCCUGAACAUUCUUCACCAGUUAUCAGCUAUGGCACUUACACUGGUAUCCAUCUUAAUUGCUGUUGUCCCUGUGGCCUAUUGCUAUCCUACUGCCUUCCAAGACCUGGAGGAAACUAGCAAAAACAGAACCUCCAUUAAGUUCCUGGCUGUAGGAGACUGGGGUGGAGUGCCUUAUCCCCCCUACAUCACUGCUGUGCAGAAGGCUACUGCUCGAGAAAUGAGCAAAAUAGCAGAACAGAUGGGAGCUGACUUUAUUCUGGCCCUUGGUGACAACUUCUACUACAAAGGUGUGGACAGUGUGGAUUCUCCUCGAUUUAAGGACACAUUUGAGUCUGUGUACACUGCGAAGUCUCUCAGAAUCCCCUGGUAUGUGAUUGCUGGAAAUCACGACCAUGCAGGGAACGUCAAAGCCCAGAUCGACUACAGCCACAAAUCUGACAUAUGGAAGUUUCCCUCUUACUAUUAUGAGCUGGACUUCCACAUCCCCAAUACGGGGAAGACCUUGACCAUCAUCAUGCUAGACACCAUAAUACUGUGCGGCAACUCCGACGACUUCGCAGAUGAGAAGCCCAGAGGCCCCCUGCAUGCAGUGGAUGCCAACCGUCAGCUGACAUGGCUGCAGGAGAGACUGGCUCUGUCAAAGGCAGACUUCCUGUUGGUGGCCGGCCACUACCCUGUGUGGUCUGUGUCCGAACACGGGCCCACAGAGUGCCUUCUUCAGAGGCUUAAUCCUCUGCUCAUCAAAUACAAGGCCACUGCUUACCUCUGCGGCCAUGACCACAAUCUGCAGUACAUAGAAGAUUCUGGUUUGGGCUAUGUUGUGAGCGGUGCUGGAAACUUCCUGGAUCCUGAUGUCACUCACUGGAACAGUGUUCCCAAAGGUUCUGUGAAGUUCUUCAGCGGCCAAGCUUCAACGCUGGGAGGCUUCGUCCAUGCAGAAGUCACAAAGAACCAGAUGAUCGUGACCUUCUACCAGGCUAAAGGCACUUCUCUCUAUCGCACGGUCCUCUCUGAAAGGAACUUUGAGUAGACUAGCUAACAAAGGAAUUUAGUUCAAAUUUAAUUACAUACAGCAUUAGUAAGCAGUGUAGUGUGAGAUUGGCGUAAUGGCUGUUAAUCCUGUGGGUUUUUAAGUUUGGCAUUAAUAUUUCAAAGCAAUUGCUGCGGCUUUUAAAUUUGUUUUUACAUGUAAAUUUACUGUAUGAUAAAGGGAUGUGGUUUUUAUUUUUUUAAGAGUGUGGGGUUUUUGUUUUUUUUUUCAUCUGCAAUGGAAAACUAAUCUGUUUCUGUACAGAAAUCUGAAAUAAAUUUGGGUGCUGUAGUAAACUGUUUUGAUCAAUGUGA